CGCACACGCCGGGGUCACUUUAGACUUUCUAGGAGCUUGUGAAGAUCUUCCGGUCCGCUCCGGUGGCCGAUUCUGCAGCGGGGAAGUGAAGGCGUGCGUGUGGUGGGGGUGGGGAGCGAAUGACGCACCCCUCCCCUCCGCGGCGUGACGCGAUCUGAUAAUGUCACAGCACAUCAUGGCGGCGGCGGCGACAGCAGCUCGGAGAAGGUGAAGUUUUGGAGACCAUUUGAGUGGAUUCAGUGCAACUGUUCUGUGAAAGAGGGAAAUGCCCAGAUCCUUCCUUCCUUUCCCAUGCCAGCAGAGUUCAUAAUGUCAGCCUUGUGAAAACAAUCCACCUUUCGAAAACUUCUCCUUCUCUGUAUCAAUUACAUUGGUGGACGGUCCUGUGGAUCCUUUUUUUCCCUUUUCCUGCUAGAAGUUGUUCUGCAUAAAAUUGGCGAAAUGUCCCUGAUCUUCUCUCACUCCAACCCCAUUGUUUCGAUCAAGAAGGACAAAAGACACAUGGCCGAGGUGAAUGCUUCUCCACUCAAGCACUUUGUCACUGCCAAGAAGAAGAUCAAUGGCAUUUUUGAGCAACUGGGGGCAUAUAUACAAGAAAGUGCUACAUUUCUGGAGGAUACCCAUAGAAAUGUGGAGCUUGAUCCUGUCACCACUGAAGAGCAGGUGUUGGAGGUCAAAGCCUACCUGGCCAAAGUGAAGGGCAUUGGUGAGGUCCUAGCCCGGCGGCACAUGAAGGUGGCCUUCUUUGGCAGGACAAGCAAUGGAAAGAGCACAGUGAUCAAUGCCAUGCUCUGGGACAAAGUUCUCCCCUCAGGGAUUGGCCACACCACCAACUGUUUCCUCCGAGUGGAGGGGACAGAUGGCCAUGAGGCCUUCCUGCUCACUGAGGGCUCUGAAGAGAAGAAGAGUGUCAAGACAGUAAACCAGCUGGCCCAUGCCCUUCACCAGGAUGAGCUCCUAAAUGCUGGUAGCCUGGUGAGUGUGAUGUGGCCCAAUUCCAAGUGUUCACUUCUAAAAGAUGACUUGGUGCUGAUGGACAGCCCUGGGAUUGACGUCACUACUGAACUGGACAGCUGGAUUGACAAGUUCUGCCUUGAUGCAGAUGUGUUUGUGUUGGUGGCCAACUCAGAAUCCACAUUGAUGCAGACGGAGAAGCAGUUCUUCCACAAAGUGAGCGAACGCCUCUCUCGUCCCAAUAUCUUCAUCCUCAACAAUCGCUGGGAUGCCUCUGCCUCAGAACCAGAGUACAUGGAGGAGGUCCGGAGGCAGCACAUGGAACGUUGUACCAGCUUCCUGGUGGAUGAACUGGGAGUGGUGGAUCGGGCCCAAGCAGGGGACCGCAUCUUCUUUGUGUCUGCCAAGGAGGUUGUCAAUGCCAGGAUCCAGAAAGCUCAGGGGAUGCCAGAAGGAGGGGGCGCCUUGGCUGAAGGAUUUCAAGUGAGAAUGUUUGAGUUUCAGAACUUUGAGCGGAGAUUUGAGGAGUGCAUAUCCCAGUCAGCUGUGAAGACCAAGUUUGAGCAGCACACCGUCCGAGCCAAGCAGAUGGUGGAGGAUGCACGCCUCAUCAUGGACUCUGUGCAUGUAGCAGCCCAAGAACAGAGAGUUUACUGCCAGGAAACACGAGAAGAGCGACAGGAAAGGCUGGGAUUUAUUGACAAACAAUUAGAACUCCUAACUCAAGACUUCAAAGUUCGAAUUAAGCAAAUCACAGAGGAGGUGGAAAGACAGGUGUCUAAUGCCAUGGCUGAAGAAAUCAGGCGCCUCUCUGUGCUGGUUGAUGAGUAUCAAAUGGACUUUCACCCAUCUCCAGUGGUUCUCAAGGUUUAUAAGAAUGAGUUGCAUCGCCACAUUGAGGAGGGACUAGGUCGCAACCUGUCUGACCGCUGCUCAAAUGCCAUCACAGGGGCCCUGCAGACCAUGCAGCAGGAUAUGAUCGAUGGCUUGAGACCUCUCCUUCCUGUAGCCCUACGGGGUCAAGUAGACAUGCUGGUUCCACGACAGUGCUUCUCACUUAGUUAUGACCUGAACUGUGACAAGCUCUGUGCUGACUUUCAGGAGGACAUUGAAUUCCAUUUUUCUCUUGGGUGGACUAUGCUCGUGAAUAGGUUUCUGGGACCAAAGAACAGCCGUCGGGCUUUGAUGGGCUAUAACGACCAGAUUCAGCGCCCCAUACCUCUAACUCCAGCAAACCCUAGCAUGCCUCCCUUGCCUCAGAACACUCUCACCCAGGAAGAGCUCAUGGUCUCCAUGGUCACUGGCCUGGCCUCACUGACAUCGAGAACCUCCAUGGGAAUCCUUGUGGUUGGAGGAGUGGUCUGGAAGGCAGUGGGCUGGAGGCUGAUUGCCCUUUCUUUUGGACUCUAUGGCCUCCUCUAUGUCUAUGAGCGUGUGACAUGGACUACCAAGGCCAAGGAGAGGACCUUCAAGCGCCAAUUUGUGGAAUAUGCCAGCGAGAAGCUGCAGCUCAUCAUUAGCUACACAGGCUCCAAUUGCAGUCACCAAGUCCAGCAGGAGCUGUCUGGGACCUUUGCUCAUCUGUGUCAACAAGUGGAUGUGACUCGGGAGACUUUGGAGCAGGAGAUUGCUGCCCUAAAUAAGAAAAUUGAAGUUCUUGACUCAUUGCAGAGCAAAGCCAAACUCCUCAGGAAUAAGGCAGGUUGGCUGGACAGCGAACUGAACAUGUUCACCCAUCAGUACUUGCAGCCAAGCAGAUAAUGUGGAAAGCCAGGAGCUCCAGAAGGUGUGAAGAGCAGAUGUUGGGGGCCGGACUGAGGCGGAACCCAGUGGGAGGGGCCUCAGGCCAAGACUCGGAAGCCAUUGCUUGUGCGUAGCAGCCACGCCAAUGAUUAGCACCCCAAUUUCUGAUAAGGCGUGGAACCUUUACAUGCUAGUUAUUUAUUGCCCUUCCUUUGCCUGCUGUUGAGAUUAGAUGGUUUGUGGGAAGAAUGUCUAUCUCCAUAUGCUUAAGGAAGAAUUUUUAUUGUACAGAUGACUGCAGAUGGUACGGAGGUUUCUUUAAAUUUUGUUAUUUCUAAACUUUUAUCAAGUUCUAAUUGAUUCAGUCUUUUGGUUAUUUGGUAAAUGACUUGUUAAAAUGAUUCUCUUGAUCUCAGAAUUGGCCAAAGCCCAUAUUAAGAGUAUUGAAGAAACUUCCUGCUUAAGCAGAAACCCCUGCUCCCUCCCUCCACCCCCUUACCCCUGAGGCCUUCCAUCAGCUGAAAUACAACAGUAGAGAUGACCACGUUUGUAUUUCUCCUCAAUGCAAACUUUGCUUUGAAAUAGCUACAGAGAAAUGGAGAGUCUUAGCCCAGUCCAGGAAGAGGUUUGGGUCGGAUUCAUUGGGCUCUAUCAGUUGUAAUCCUCUCCUUUCUGCAGCGCUUCUGUCUUCUUGCAGAUGGCUCUUUGUCAGAGGUGUUGGAAAUGGGAAAUUCUAGGCUGGGGAGGCUUAGCCAACCCAGAGCGGUUUGAGAUGUGAAGAAGAGCUAGCUGCAAAUGGAAACUUUGGGGCUGAAAUAACUUAAGAGAGAACAGUCAGCAGCAUAUCACAGCAUGAUAGAUGAAGUGCAUGUGAUCAAGCCCAAAGCUGUUCACUUUCCAUUUUCUGCCAGACUUGAAUAGUACAUCUGUAGGAGGUCUCUUUUUUAUGAAAGAUAUGGAGGUUUGAAGAGAGGAAGCUGCGGAAGGAAAGUAGGACAGAAGUGGUUUGGAAAUUAAGAGGACACAUGGGCAGCAAGCAUAGAUUAUGGGGCCUUGGGGGUAGUGAAAGAUAGGUCACAUUGAUAAAUAAUAAACUAGCCUUCUUGCUUCUGUGCUUGAAAUAGGCCCUUUCCCUGGACCCCCUUGCAUUUGCCAUCCUUUGCAUCUUCCUCUAUAGAAAGGAAAUCACCAGUUUCACACAUGCCCACCUGUUGCCUGCCUAAAAGAAUCUGUUCCAUGUUGCUAUAGCUGUUCCUGGCUCAGCAUUCAGCAUUAGUGAAUCAUUCGACAGAGAAUUUGGAAAAACCCUAACCUCUCCUAUCAAUCUCCCACCAUUCCCCACUCCCACCUCCCGUUUCGGUCUGAGGCACAUCUCGGUCACAUGAGUGAAUGUUUCCUGUCAUUAAGCUUGGGGAUGAUUUCUCAUUGGAGGUGGAUGAGCUUUUGCCAUCAGAAUAUUGGCUUCUUCUGAGGUCCCAUCCAGCCUGUAGAGUCUUCAAGUCCUAGAGAACAGGAGCAAGGACUUGGCUGGUGAUUGUCCAUGGGGAGAUGGGAUGGCCCCUCAGGGAUCACCUCCCUUCCCUAGAUUCCCUCCAACUGGUCAGCGAUGUGGACUUCUCCCUACCUGCUUCUGCACCUUGCUGCCAUUUGCUCAUCCGAAGCUUGGUUAUUCACAUACCUUGUGCAAAAUGUGUUCUGGUUUCCAUUCAUAGCCCAGUCAGGAGGCAGGAAUGUUGCAAAAUGUUUUGAAGUGCAGGCCAACCCCUCUGUAGUUCAGGACAGUUACUGAGUCUUUAGUCAUCAGGGGCUGAGCUAUAGCAUAGUAGGGAUGAAGGGAACUCCCUAAAGAUAUUGUUUUUGCUGUUUGUCAGAGACUUUGAUGACAUUCAUUUACCUACCUGUCUCCAAAUCCCAAUGGCAUAGAAACAGUAGUAUAUGUAGUAGGUCUUUGCCCAUGUAGGAACAAAGGUGAGAGGAUGUUUUUAAUAUUUUGUCAGGACUGACCAGCGGUAGCCUUAUAGGCUUUUAAAAUCACUGUAACAAAUUCAUUGCACAGUUGCCAAUGAAUUCUGUCGUGUUUGUGAAGGUUUUUCAAUCUAAAUUUUAGAAAGAAAACAUCUCUUAAUGUCUUGAAUGUAAUUGGGGAGAAGAUGGGAAUUUUGAGGUUCUUCUGUGAUAUAUGGGUAAAAUUUCACUUGUGACAAUGAGGAAAGACCCUUUUGUAAAGAAGUUUGGCAAGAUGCACUUUAUUUUGAUGCUGCUAACUAUCCCCCUUUUUUUAUGUUAAGUUGUUGGGUUACCAAGGCCUCUGCUGUGAUAACGAGUUCUCUCUCUGUUGUAUUUAAGGUGAUCUCUUUUCCUGAAUUAGCCCUAUAUCAUUGCCAAUAUUGGAAAUGGAAAUAAAAAUCUGUUGGGAAACA
Messenger RNA from Gracilinanus agilis (Agile Gracile Mouse Opossum), 5117 nucleotides. RefSeq names its product mitofusin 2 (gene MFN2). Lineage: Eukaryota; Metazoa; Chordata; Mammalia; Didelphimorphia; Didelphidae. Gene Ontology annotation, molecular function: GTP binding; GTPase activity. The coding region runs from base 442 to 2715 and encodes 757 amino acids. The transcript has 20 exons. The record is from RefSeq and is a predicted model, not a curated record. Gene Ontology annotation, biological process: mitochondrion localization; mitochondrial fusion. Gene Ontology annotation, cellular component: mitochondrial outer membrane.